This is a messenger RNA of Boleophthalmus pectinirostris (great blue-spotted mudskipper), 1488 nucleotides long. RefSeq names its product abhydrolase domain containing 8b (gene abhd8b). Gene Ontology annotation, molecular function: catalytic activity. The coding region runs from base 88 to 1488 and encodes 466 amino acids. The transcript has 7 exons. The record is from RefSeq and is a predicted model, not a curated record. NCBI's taxonomy places the organism in Eukaryota, Metazoa, Chordata, Actinopteri, Gobiiformes, Gobiidae.
GCAGCCUCUAACUUCCACGAAAGAAAGAGCCACACUUCAGUACGGGCAAUUUCACGCGGAGUUUGGGCGUUAUAAAGAGUGCCAGUGAUGCUGACCAGCUUUAUAGAAAGCCUGUUCUGCUGCCUGAGCUCCUCCAAUGUGGUCGCUCCAGUCGAGUCGCUGGAGCCCUCUGCUGACGGGUAUGAGUUUGUGGAGGUGAAACCGGGACGAGUGCUGCGUGUGCGCCAUAUCAUUCCAGAGCGCCCCCUGGUGGAGGAGCCGAGUACACAGGGCGGCCUCGUCAGCUGCAAGAGGAAAAUCACUGUGUACCGCAACGGACAGCUCUUCAUCGAGAACCUGGGAGCAGGACUGGACAGGGAAAGAGCGAGCGCCGAACUCAAACGUAACGGAGACGCAGAAGCAAACAUCUCAGUGGAGGUGGAGCUGACGGACGAGAGAACCGCCCCCACUCUGAGCCUCCCCGAUGCCCACACAGACUCUGCCAAGGAGGGGGCAGAGGGGGGAGGAGACGCACAGGUAAACGAUCAGAGCCUGCAGCCCAAACAUCGCCGGAGGAAACCUAAACGCACCAUCAUCAUCGACUGUGAGCGGAGGGUGUCUGCGUGUAAAGGCACUCACCCUGACGUGGCUCUGUUCUUCGUGCACGGGGUGGGGGGCUCUCUGGAUAUUUGGGGGUCUCAGCUGGACUUCUUCUCACGCCUGGGCUACGAGGUCAUCGCCCCGGACCUGGCGGGACACGGGGCCAGCUCCGCCCCCCAGGUCCCCGCCGCCUACACGUUCUACGCCCUCGCCGAAGACAUCAGAAUCAUCUUCAAGAGAUACGCCAAGAAGAGGAACGUGCUCAUAGGGCACUCGUACGGAGUCUCGUUCUGUACGUUCCUGGCCCAUGAGUAUCCAGACCAGAUCCAUAAAAUGGUGAUGAUAAAUGGAGGAGGUCCCACAGCUCUGGAGCCCAGCCUCUGCUCCAUCUUCAACCUGCCCUCCUGUGUGCUGCACUGUCUGUCUCCUCUGCUCUCCUGGAGCUUCCUCAAGGCUGGGUUUGCACGUCAGGGGUCGAAGGAGAAGCAGCUGUUGCGUGACAAUAACGCCUUUAACAUCUCCUCUCUGGUGCUGAGGGCCAUGAUGAGCGGACAGUACUGGCCUGAGGGAGACGAGGUGUACCACGCAGAAAUCACCACGCCCACUCUGCUCGUGCACGGCAUGCACGACAAGUUUGUGCCCGUGGAGGAGGACCAGCGCAUGGCAGAGAUCCUGCUCAUGGCGUUCCUGAAGGUCCUGGAGGACGGCAGUCACAUGGUGAUGAUGGAGUGCCCGGAGACAGUGAACACUCUGCUCUAUGAGUUCCUCUUGUGGGAGCCAGCCUCUCCUCAACCCUCCAAAUCCACCACCAAGGGCCGCCCCGAGACCGCCAGGGCCCCCGACUCUGCCAGACCUGUGCCAGACGACCGUCCCUCCACCGCACGACCCGCCUCCAACACCAACUCAUAG